This is a messenger RNA of Eremomyces bilateralis CBS 781.70, 208 nucleotides long. RefSeq lists its product as uncharacterized. Gene Ontology annotation, molecular function: metal ion binding. The coding region runs from base 9 to 167 and encodes 52 amino acids. The record is from RefSeq and is a predicted model, not a curated record. NCBI's taxonomy places the organism in Eukaryota, Fungi, Ascomycota, Dothideomycetes, Eremomycetales, Eremomycetaceae. The transcript has a single exon.
UCGGCACCAUGUCCGAACACGUCUACAAGUUCAACGUUGUCAUGACCUGCGGUGGUUGCUCCGGCGCCAUUGACAGAGUCUUGAAAAGGCUUGAUGGUAUGAACCCGUGGCGGCUGGCUUCAGAAGCCUUAGAUCAAGGGAAUCUGCUAACGUUUGGAACUUUGUAGGCGUCAAAGAGUACAACGUUUCCCUCGAGAACCAGACUGCC